UCCAAGUCCCUCCGUGCGGGGCAGGGCAGGGCGAUCAGCGGCGCCCGGUGAUGAGCCUACUUCAGUGUUCCUUCUGCGGGAAAAUCUUUAAGCGACCCAGUGACCUGAUGAGACACCAGCGGGUCCACACCGGGGAGAGACCGUACACCUGCUGCGAGUGCGGGAAAAGGUUCACUCAAUCCUCCAGCCUGGUGACACACCAGCGAGUUCACACCGGAGAGAAGCCGUUCACCUGCUCUGAAUGUGGGAAAGGGUUCACCGAGUCUUCCAUCUUGCUGAGACACCAGCGGGUUCACACCGGGGAGAGGCCGUUCACCUGCUCUGAGUGCGGGAAGGGAUUCAGUCGGUCGUCCAGUUUGGUGACCCACCAGCGAGUUCACACGGGCGAGAAGCCCUUUACCUGCUCUGAGUGCGGGAAGGGAUUCACUCAGUCCUCCAGUUUGGUGACCCACCGGCGAGUGCACACAGGAGAGAAGCCGUUCACCUGCCCUGACUGUGGGAAGGGAUUCACACAGUCAUACAGCCUGGUGAUACAUCAGCGAAUGCACACAGGAGAAAGGCUGUUCACCUGUUUUGAAUGUGGGAAGGGAUUCGCCGAGUCAUCUGCCUUAUUGAGACACCAGCGGGUUCACACCAGGUAGAGACCAUUCACCUGCUCCGAGUGCGGGAAAGGGAUUCACUCAGUCAUCUUACCUGGCGACCCACCAGUGAGUUCACACCGGGAGAAGGCCGUUCACCUGCUCUGACAGUGAGAAUGGAUUCAUUUGCUCGUCUACUUGGGUGACUUAUCAGCAGCUGGUUUACACUGGGGAGAGGCCAUUCACCUGCUUCAAGUGGGGUAUCGGAUUUGGUCAAUCAUCCAGUCUCCUGAGACACCAGCUAGUUCACACUAGAGACAACAGUUAAAGCUAACAGAUGUGGAGUAUUUAAGCACCACAGCCACUGAGAUACCAGUGGGACAUUGAAUCCUGCAGUCAUUUCUGCCUCAAGUCAGACCCAGCACUGAACACUGACAUUGGGCAUAGUUGGGUUUGUUCUGCUGAUGUUAGUGACCCCUAUAACUGGGCUGGAGUUUUAUAUUCUGGAUCCUUGUCAAAUAAAGCAGUUCCAAUUGAAACACUCAUCUCUCAAGAUUCCAUCCACGUAAAACAGAGAAUGUUUGGUGCAGAGACAGGCCAUUCAGCCCAGCUAGGGCCACACCGGGAAUAACCUGGGACCUGCCCUCCUGCCGGCAUUCCUGCCCCACACCAGCCUCCUCCCAGCUCACCCUGUGGGAAUAUUCUUCUGUUUCUUGAGCUUCCAGUUCCAGGUAUCCGUGCUGUUCACCUCAUCCACUUUCUGAGGGAGUUGGGUCCACAUUGUGGCCACUCUCCAGGGCAAGAAGUUUCUCCUGAAUUCUCCCACUGGAAUUAACGCAUCCAAUGGGAAAGGAUGACAGCUUACAGGUGUCUGAUCCCAAGCAUUCCCCAUUGCUUGGGUCUUUGGCGCCAGAGGAGAAGCUGGUAGGUUUUCAAACUCUUUUCUCCCAGCCCAUGUUCAACAUUGAAAGGCAGAAUAAAGUGACCCAUAGAAGGCUGGGGUAACAACACACACUUGGGGGUUCCUUCAUCACAGGAGCAUUAAACAGAAGAAACUCUGCUUUGAUUGGUGUGAAGUCUGAGGUCCCGUUAGGUGUUUGCUCAAUGCAACAGGGUCAGAAACCAGAGAGUGAUCAGUACAGGGCAGGGGGUGGAGAAAGGAUGAGAGGAGACGGAAUUAGCUCAGGAGAAGGGAUAUGGGCUGUGUGCAGGAACCGGGGAGGGA
Molecule: messenger RNA, 1803 nt
Organism: Pristis pectinata (smalltooth sawfish)
Lineage: Eukaryota; Metazoa; Chordata; Chondrichthyes; Rhinopristiformes; Pristidae
Product: gastrula zinc finger protein XlCGF49.1-like
Exons: 2
Biological process (GO): regulation of transcription by RNA polymerase II; central nervous system development
Cellular component (GO): nucleus
Molecular function (GO): RNA polymerase II cis-regulatory region sequence-specific DNA binding; DNA-binding transcription factor activity, RNA polymerase II-specific
Source: RefSeq, a predicted model, not a curated record